Scaptodrosophila lebanonensis is the source of this 936-nucleotide messenger RNA. Its product is annotated as elongation of very long chain fatty acids protein F-like. Gene Ontology annotation, biological process: fatty acid elongation, monounsaturated fatty acid; sphingolipid biosynthetic process; fatty acid elongation, polyunsaturated fatty acid. Gene Ontology annotation, molecular function: fatty acid elongase activity. The record is from RefSeq and is a predicted model, not a curated record. Gene Ontology annotation, cellular component: endoplasmic reticulum membrane. Lineage: Eukaryota; Metazoa; Arthropoda; Insecta; Diptera; Drosophilidae. The transcript has 3 exons. Bases 70 to 861 code for a protein of 263 amino acids.
ACAGUCGCGUCUAUAGCCUUCCCUCGAAUAAAACGAUUAGCUGACACGUUUUUGUUAAAAUUUAUAAAAAUGAGCUGGAGGGUGUUCAAUAUUUUCAAUCUACCACUGGCAGAUCCGUUUCCCUUGCCGCUUAUCACAUCUCCAUGGCCUGUUAUUUGUAUACUCUUGGUGUAUUUAUUGUUCGUCCUAAAACUUGGCCGAAUAUUUAUGGAGAAUCGUGAGCCAUAUGAUGUGAAGAAAUUAAUGAUGGUGUAUAAUAUCGUCCAGAUUUUUUAUAACGCUUGCAUAUGUUGUCUUGCUAUUUAUUGGCUGUUUAUUAAUCCAAUGUAUGAUUUCCAAUGCAUGGAGACUUUAGGCCUUGAUCAUCCUGAGAAGAUUUGGGAGCGCAUGACAGCCUACGCCUAUUUUAUCAACAAAAUCCUAGAUCUGGCGGAUACUGUAUUUUUUAUUGUGCGCAAAAGCUACAAGCAGAUCACCACUCUUCAUGUCUAUCAUCAUGUUAUUAUGGUGUUGUCCACUUACAUGGUGGAACGCUUCUACGGACCAGGAGGCCACUUUAAUGUACUGGGGUUGCUCAAUAGCUUCGUUCACGCCAUUAUGUACUUCUACUACUUACUCUCCUCACUAUAUCCACAACUUAAGUCCAGUUUCUGGUGGAAGAAGUAUAUUACCAUCAUACAAAUUAUACAGUUCACCAUUUUAAUUCUCCAUUCAUUAUAUGUUCUUCUGUUCUCAAGGAACUGUGGUUUUCCCAAUUCUUUGCUUCUUAUGAUAAUAGCACAAAACUCAAUAAUAGGCUUCAUGUUUAUUAAAUUCUAUAUUAAUACCUAUAUUAGGCCUCAGAAAAAGAAAGAAGAGUAGCGGUUCGCACAUUAUCGUUGUUAUAUCAAUCAACCAGUUAAUAAAGCUCAACUUAUCUUUGCUAUUCAGUUAAAA